Molecule: messenger RNA, 4954 nt
Organism: Acipenser ruthenus (sterlet)
Lineage: Eukaryota; Metazoa; Chordata; Actinopteri; Acipenseriformes; Acipenseridae
Product: suppressor of cytokine signaling 7-like
Exons: 10
Coding region: 304-2943 (879 amino acids)
Biological process (GO): intracellular signal transduction; phosphatidylinositol phosphate biosynthetic process
Cellular component (GO): phosphatidylinositol 3-kinase complex
Molecular function (GO): 1-phosphatidylinositol-3-kinase regulator activity
Source: RefSeq, a predicted model, not a curated record
GAAGUAGGAUAGCGGGUGGAGCUCGCACAGCAACCCGAAACGAGAAGGGACUGCAUUGUUAUAAUACCAGGAAGCUUGCAAUAUGCAGCUACGGAGGUUAUGAUCAGUAUUAGAAGAAAAUGCAUGUUUUUUUAUGAUUGAUGUUGAUGCCGCUGAGGUGUCAUACAGAGCAGACCGCGCCACCCUGCUUUUUUAAAAAAAAAAAAAUGAUGAAAAAGCUUUUGAAAUAGUUUUGAUUUUUUGUAAACAAAAAAAGAAGAACCUAGCGUGACUUUUUUUUUUUUUUUUUUUUUUUUUUUAAUAAUGAAUAACGCGCAAACUGACAUUAAUAUGUCUCCUGAUUUUGUGUUGAUGCGCCUGGUAUCUGCAGCCGACGACGACCACGAUUUGGACGAGGACAACGGGAAUCUGUCAGCAGCGACCGGCGAUGCAUUCGGGGCGUCUGUGCUGCUGGGUCAGCACCAUAACAACGCGAUCCUGCUCAAGAACGGCUUUGAAUUCGACUCGAAUAACAAAACGGUCCACCAGCAGCAGCAGCAGCAGCAGCAACAGAUAGGGGACGGGGCGGCUGCAUCCCCCGAAGAUGCAAUGCCCACAACACGGCCGUUGGAGCCUCUAGUGCCGCCCCCUCCCGCGGACCCAGCGAUGGCUCAGCGGCUGGAUUUGCACCGCAGAACCAAGGGCUCCCGACCCCAGCUGAUGGUGUUUCGGAACAUACUCCGGCCCGGAGGCAGAGACCACCACGGGCCGGGGCAGCACGGUUUCCAAAUGGGAGAACUUCUACUAGAACGCCACGGCCGUUGCUCUGGUGUUGAUUCUACUGCUGGUACCACUGCUGGUUUUAAUAGCAGCGCCGACCCGCUGCAGCAGGGCAGGUUUCUGCAACCUCGGGAGACUGCAGAUUCCCGCAGCGUCAGGUCUGAACUGCACCCCCGUCACAGGCUGACAACUGAUGACAAAGACUGGCCCCCAGCUUCCCAGAUGCUUUUAAAUAACAAACUGGACCACCGCGACCUUUCAGAUACGAGCUGGGCUUCCUCCGCCCCGGGAGGCGGCGAUCCGGGCACAGCGGACCCGGUGUUCGAACUGGCCAGAAAAUUCGGCGAGUUCGGGGUCGACGGGGCCGCGGUUUUGUUCAGCAAGGAAGGCGAGCUGCCGCGCUGUCACUGCCAAAGCCUGCUGGGCUCGGCUGGGGCCAGAACCGGGGAGGAUCCGACAGAAACCAGCGACGUUCUCUUGGUUUUGGAAGGACUCGAACUGGAGGAGGUGGACGGAUUCGGAACGAGCAGCACUUGCUCGGAAGAGGAUUUUAAAAACGGCACGGCCGCAGCUUUCUUGCUAAACGGCAAAGGGGACGCCGAUGUGAUGCAAAAAAUGAACGGUUUCUCAAGCAAGACUCUGAUGAGACGGGCGGAAAAGGCGGCCGGUGAUAGCUGCUGCCCCGGUUAUAGACAGCCCCAGGUCUGCUGCCCGCUGAGGGAAGUUAUAGAUUUGGGGGCAGACGUGGCGCAGACCGCCCCCGACGAACGCAGCGCCUUGUCAGAACUCGCCUCUAACCCGAACACCGUUUCCACUUGCGAGUCCACCCUGGACUUGCCAGCCACUGCUCAGGACCCGAAGCACAAAGUUCGGGUUAGCAGGUGCGCCAGCUCGCCUCUGUCCGCGGAGAGCGGAGGGGGUUGCGAAAAGACGGCGAGGGACCCGGGCAGAUCCAGGAAGGGAUCGUUAAAAAUCCGCCUGAGCAAAUUGUUUAGAACUAGAAGUUGCAACGGGUCCAGUGAAGGGCAGGAGAAACGGCACUCCGUGGAUUCGGCGGUGUCAGUCGGGAGCCUUGGUGUGAUGGAUAUUUCGGGUUCCAGUGGAGGAGAACAAGACCCAAUAAGGAAACCGUGCUUGAGCAGGACUCGAAGUGCCUUCUCUCCUGCCUCCUUCAGCACUGUCUUCACCGGUGAGACGGUCUCGCUGGUUGACGUGGAUGUCUCUCGGAGGGGGCUGAACUCCCCCCACCCCUCGACAACCCCUCCUCCGCCCAGACGCAGCCUCAGCCUGCUCGAUGAUAUAAGCGGGCCGCAGCCUGGGCCUUUCCUAGCGGGCUCUAUGGGGGCCUCCCUCCAGCCUCUCCCUCUGCCUCUGCCUCCUCUUCCUCCUCCUCCUCCUCCUCCUCCAUCCCAUGCCACCAUCCAACAUAGCCUGACCCUCAAUGACACGUUCCUGCGGGCGCUCCCUCGCACCUCCUCCUCUUCCUCCUCCUCCUCCUCCUCCUCCUCCUCUUUGCAAGGAGACCCCCAGCCCCCUGUCACACAGCCCCCCCCUGCACAGGCGCUGCACUGCCCGCUGAGCAGACCCGACUCCUGCAGCUUCGCAGCUAGCCUGAGGGAGCUCGAGAAGUGUGGCUGGUACUGGGGUCCCAUGAACUGGGAGGAUGCGGAGAUGAAGCUGAAGGGGAAGCCAGAUGGCUCGUUCCUGGUGAGAGACAGCUCGGACCCCCGCUACAUCCUGAGUCUCAGCUUCCGAUCGCAGGCCAUCACCCACCACACGCGCAUGGAGCACUACAGGGGAACCUUCAGCCUGUGGUGUCACCCCAAGUUUGAGGACCGCUGCCAGUCCGUGGUGGAGUUCAUCGAGAGAGCCAUCAUGCAUUCCAAGAACGGGAGGUUCCUCUACUUCCUGCGCUCCAGAGUUCCCGGUCUGCCCCCCACCCCAGUGCAGCUCCUCUACCCCGUGUCUCGGUUCAGCAACGUGAGGUCCCUGCAGCACCUGAGUCGCUUCCGAAUCCGACAGCUGGUGCGGGUUGACCACAUCCCAGAGCUGCCCCUGCCCAAGCCUCUGAUUGCGUACCUGCGGAAGUUCUAUUACUAUGACCCGGAGGAAGAGACGUACCUCUCUCUGAAGGAGACUCGAGGCAGCCUGAGGCUGGUGCAAGAGUCAGAGGCACAGACGUAGACUCUCUGGGGCCCUGCAGCCUCAAGUUUGGACACUUGUUUGGUUUAAAACUUCCACUAAAGGACUAGCUUUGGGGGUGUCGACUGGACACAGACCAACACGACUAGGAGUGGUAACUGGACUAUCCUGCUGUGAGACCACCAAGUAGAGAGAGGCUGUGGCAUCUGCCAUGCUGGAGCCUCUUCGGGUCCUGUGGUCCCAUGUUGUUUUAUCGCUGUGGUAACCGUGGCUAGGGAUAAUUCUAACCCCGCCCCCUUGUCCCUUUACCCAUCGCACGCACUGGAAUUGAGGUUUUCCUUAGUGAUCUCCCCAGUCCUACCAGUCACGGAGAAACCUCCCCCGAACUGGAGUGAACUGGUUUAACUGGGGCUGCUGUGAACGGGAGCUGAGCUUGAAGACUUGAAAAGGAAAAAUAAUAAAUCAAGAAUAAUAAUAAUAAUAAUAAUAAUAAUAAUAAUAAUAAUAAUAAUAAUAAUAAUAAAGAACAAAUGGGGGAAAAAAAACCAUGCAGGUUCGAAUUGGUAACUGUCACUGGAAUCUGAAAAGGACUGAACUUCUGUUCGUUAACGUUGCUUUGAUUUUUUUUAGUUAUUUUAAAAGGUUUUUUUGAAAUGGGGGUGAGAGGCUAUAUAUAUAUAUAUAGACAUAUACACUGGAUCUCAGAAAACAGGUUGGUUUAUCUUACUCAUUUAUUGAUUUAACAAUCAAUUGAAAUGAAAAAAAAGGAAAGCAAACUAGAAUCAGUUUUGGGAUGUUAUAGAAAGGGAAUGCAACUUGUAAGAAUAGCAGACAGGAUUUCAAUGCAGUCUUGUUUUAAGGGAAAUCUCUUGAGCACCAAGUCAAUUCCAUGACACUGCCACUCCGUUCAGAUGAGAAUACCCUUUACAGAACAGGGCUGGGAAAGACUCCCGCUGCACAGCAGUGUGAUCCACUCCUGGUUUCAAUACGAGCUUAAUAAGAAGACACACCCAAACUUGUUACCUAAUCAAGCUAAUCAAGUUCAUAGUAAAACCUGGAGUUGGUGAAGCUGCUAUGCAGUAGGAGUCUUAUUUCCAUCCCUGCAGUGUGGGUCUCCUUGAGUUUCAGAAAAGCGGUCAUUGAGUUAGUGCUGGAUCAUUGCACAGCGAAGGGCAGCAGUUACGAUCAGCGUGACCAUUCUGGAAAUGAACCAUGCUUGUGAGUCAAUGAGGGUGCGGUGAAUAUUGCAGAGAAGGAGGAGGAGGAGGGGGGUGGAUACUAUCUCCGAGGAGGGCCAGUGUUUUUAAUGGACACGAUUUUAGAAUCAAGACAGAUUCAUUAAUACUCCUGACCUCGAAGGUCACUGUUACUUAAACAUUACAAGGACCCGGGCAAAGCCUCGAUUGGGUGCCGUUGAUUGCUUAGUAACAGUGUGUUGCUUAAGAGAACAAACCCAGUUAUAAUUCAUGCAUUUUUUUUUUUUUUUAAGCCUGUACGCACUGAUGAUGUGAGAGGAAAUGACAAACUUGUGUUUUUCUUUGGUCACUUUUUUUUUUGGUACAGACCUGAGACAUUCAUAGACUUGCAGUUUUUUGGGGUUUUUUUCAGAUUUUUUCUAUAUAUAUAAUAUAUAAUUAGUAUUUUAUAGCCAGUCUGCUUGCCUGCUGUAUUUUGGGAAUCAACUUUAUUGUGGGAGAUGAAACUGCUUACUGUAAAACAAAAUAAAGUGUUUUAGAUGCUCUUUUCUUAUUUAUUGUAUUUUACGUUUUGCUUUGUUUUAACUGCUGGUUUGUGGUGUUUGAUGUAAAUAGUUAUUCUAUGAAUACCAAAAAAGACACAAAAAAAAAAGAAAUAAAAUUCUGUUAAAGAGGGCGGUAGUGACUGCUGUGGGAUCGGUUCUAAAGAGAUGGAAAGGUUUUUAUUUUCAUCUCCGAAACAUCCAAUCUAGUAUGAGGAAAAAAAAAAAAAAAAAAAAAAAAAACAUGCAGUUUGUUUUCAGAUUUCCUAAUAUAGGCUUUGAAGAUUUUUUUUUUUUUUAAAUAAACUUUGUAUA